UGAGGAAGUGCUUGAGCGCGCAGUAUUGGGUCGUUGCACUUCGAUGGCGGGGAAGCAAAACCGUCGCGUCGCGUAAAGCGCAGCCAUUACCGCGCGGCCGCACUGCACGCAUGCGCGGAUAUCACGAAUUGCGCGCCAAAAUAUUUCGCGAUCUCAAAUAAACGACUCGACGAUAUUUUUUAAUUUUUUUAUAUGACAAAUAUUUUUAUUUUAUACAAUUAUUUUUUGGAAUUGUUAGUGCUGUGUUUUUGUUGUACGGGGACGUGUUUUAUUCAAAAUGAAAUAUAAGGUCAAGGAUAUAGACGCGGAGAGUAAUCACUCCGGGAAAGUUACAACGAGCUCUAUGGAAGAAAAAUUAGAACGCACAGUACGAUGUUCGUCAGUGCUGAUAGGAGCGCUGGGUAUCUCCCUGAUAGCUCUGGCAAUCUACACAGCGGUGCUGGUGCUCACUGAGUACCGGAGUCCGAGGCCCUGUCUCAGUGAACAGUGUGUUGGGACUGCUUCACGGAUCCUGCAAGCCUUAAACAAAGAUGUGGAUCCCUGUACUGACUUCUACGAGUUCGCGUGUGGAGGCUGGAUCAAACAGAACCCUGUGCCAGACUGGGCCACCUCCUGGGAUCAGCUGGCGAAGCUUCGAGAACAGCUGGUCACCGAUCUGAGGGAUCUGCUUGAAGCCAAGGACGAUGAUGGAUUACCACAGAGUGUGCUAAAAGCCAAGAGUCUUUAUAGGACUUGUGUUAAUACUGAAAGACUAGAGGAUGAUGGCAUCAAGCCGAUUCAGAAAAUCCUGCAGAAAUUGGGUCUUCCACCGCGUCCUCCCACAGAGGUGUCUGCCAACUUCACAUGGGAGGCAGUUGCGGGCAGGGGGCGAAGGAACCUGGGGCUGAAUGUGCUGCUCAGCGUGCAGGUCGCUGAGGAUGUUAGGAAUACCAGCAGGAACCGCGUCGUGAUCGAGCAAGUAUCCCCAGGGUUCAGCGACCGCUACCUGCUGCAGCCGGAGCAGUUCUCGCACGAGCUGGCGCAGUACCACAAGUACAUCAGGUCCAUGAUCAGCAUCGCCGACAACGAGACCGACGCCGAACAGUUUGCUGAUGAUAUUGUCGACUUCAGCAAGAAAUUGGCUAAGAUAAUGACACCAGUGGAGGUGCGUCGCAGUGGUACUCAUUUGUUCCACGAGGUCAGCGUACAGCAGCUGAUCCAGGGCUCCAGCGGUGGGCCAGCGCAGUGGAAACAGCACGACUGGGAUCAAUACCUGAAGCUGGUGUUCUCGAACACGAGCGUGGUGCUGCACCCGCACACGGACCGCGUCAUCGUCAUGGACCUGCCCUACCUGCAGAAACUGUCCGUGUUGCUGGUCGACACCAAGCCUGUUAUCAUUGAACGUUUCCUCUGGUGGAGUGUGUUCUCGACGGUGGCUCCGAUGACCCUGCGCGAGUUCCGCGACCUCGGGUUCGAGUUCUCGCGCGCCGUGUUCGGGCUGCAGCAGCGCACGCCGCGCUGGAAGAGCUGCACCGCCAACGUCAACGCCAACUUCGGAGUCGCGCUCAGCUACCUCUAUGUCAAGAAGCACUUCGACUAUACUAGUCGGCAGAAGGCUAUCGAGAUGGUGGAAGACGUGCGCGAGGCGUUCGCUGCAGCAGUAGUAUCCCUGGACUGGAUGGACUCCACGACGCGGCUGAAGACGCUGGACAAGCUGAAGGCCAUCCGCAACUUCGUCGGCUUCCCCGCCUGGCUGCUCACCCAUGAACAACUCGAUAAACAUUAUAAACACGCGGAGGUAGUGGAAGGCAAUUUGUUCGAAACGUACCUGAAGCUCACGUUCGCAGCGGUGAAGAAGUCGCUGGAGUCGCUGCGAGAGAAGCCAGACAGGAACCGAUGGGUGGCCACCGCUACUACUGUUAAUGCAUUCUAUUCCGCCACCCUGAACUCUGUCACGUUCCCUGCCGGUAUACUGCAACCACCCUUCUAUGGCAAUGGAAUUGAAGCGAUUAACUACGGAUCCAUUGGUGCCAUAAUGGGACAUGAGGUCACUCACGGGUUCGACGAUCAAGGUCGUCGUUACGACGAGGAGGGCAACCUGAAGCAGUGGUGGUCGGCGGCGACGCUGGAGCACUACCACAGCAAGGUGCAGUGCAUCAUCGACCAGUACAGCAAGUACCACAUGCCGCAACUGCCCAACUAUACCGUGCACGGGUUCAACACGCAGGGCGAGAAUAUCGCGGACAACGGCGGGCUGCGCGCCGCCCUGCGCGCGUACUCGCUGCUGGGGGCGCGCGCCCCGCUCGAGCGCCGCGUGUCGCUGCCCGGCCUGCCCGACUACAAGCCGCACCAACUCUUCUUCUUAGGGUUCGCACAGAUAUGGUGCGGCAACUCAACAGUAGGCGCUUUAAAAUCGAAAAUGGUGGAAGGCGUCCACAGUCCGAACAAGAUCCGAGUUAUCGGCACCCUGAGCAACUCCAAGGAGUUUGCGGAGGCCUGGAGCUGUCCCCUCGGGUCGCCGAUGAACCCGGAACACAAGUGCGUGCUCUGGUGACACUGUGAUUUAGCUAUAGGACUACCAAAGACUUCUAGAUUACCUAAAGUUACCGCCUUAGGGUUUACGUACAAGUUUUAUAUUGCGAUGCACUCUUGAUAUUAUGUGAUGGAACUUUUUUAUGCUAAGCUAAGUAGUCAUUCGUUAUGUUAAAAACGUGAUUGUGCUGUGUUACUGUGUGAUUAACUUAUGACUUGUAUACUGAUUGACUUUUUAGAGACUGGUAGAAAACAAAAUAAAUAUGGAUCUAUUUCAAAUAUAGAAUGUUUUGUUUUCUUUAUUCAAAUUCAAUUCGUAGAGAAGUAGACAAAGCGUUCUAUGUUUUAAAAAGUAGGUUGAUUAAAUUUGUUUAUGACUAUUUUGAAGAAAUGUGACUUUUGUAUUUGUGUUUUAUGUUAAGAAAGGGCUGAACUUUUACUCAUUGAAUGAGAAGGAAAUCGAAGCUGUUGACUAUCAGUUAAUGUUACCCAUAAAUUAGUUAAUUUUAUAAUAGGUAUUGUAAUUAGAUUUAAGUUAUGUGUUUUUCUAAGCUAUAGUUUUAAUGACAUUAAUACAUUUCUUAAUCAAACUUAAAACAUAUUUUUACUUCAUAAUUAGAAGUUAAAAUAUAUUCUAAGUUCAACCAAUAAUAAUGUCCAAAUGAUAUUAUUUAAUUCAUUGUCCAUUUUGAAUUUGUAACUAAUAUCAUUAUAUCGCGCAAUAACUGGAGUGCAUCUAUUAACAUAGUGAACAAAAAUUAUUUAUUAUGAACAAAUUAAAAAGAAAUCGAUAUUA
Spodoptera frugiperda (fall armyworm) is the source of this 3307-nucleotide messenger RNA. Its product is annotated as neprilysin-4. The record is from RefSeq and is a predicted model, not a curated record. Lineage: Eukaryota; Metazoa; Arthropoda; Insecta; Lepidoptera; Noctuidae. Gene Ontology annotation, molecular function: metalloendopeptidase activity. The transcript has 16 exons. Bases 278 to 2533 code for a protein of 751 amino acids. Gene Ontology annotation, cellular component: plasma membrane. Gene Ontology annotation, biological process: protein processing.